This is a messenger RNA of Uranotaenia lowii, 1589 nucleotides long. Its product is annotated as probable cytochrome P450 6a14. Lineage: Eukaryota; Metazoa; Arthropoda; Insecta; Diptera; Culicidae. Gene Ontology annotation, molecular function: heme binding; iron ion binding; oxidoreductase activity, acting on paired donors, with incorporation or reduction of molecular oxygen. The coding region runs from base 74 to 1549 and encodes 491 amino acids. The record is from RefSeq and is a predicted model, not a curated record. The transcript has 2 exons.
ACGCUCUGUUCCGAAAUUAGGUCCAGUAAUAUUUGAUAGCUUGGACAAUACAGUUACCGAUAAAAGAGGCAACAUGUUCGUUUACAUUUCAAUUUUAGUUAUUUUGAUAUUUUAUUGGUGGGUUCGCGAAAGCUUUUGCUACUGGAAGAGAAGAAAAAUUCCGCAUCUCGAGCCAAGUUUUCCGCUAGGAAAUUUGGGCGAUUUGAAAAGAAAGCCAGUGUUUUUGAUUCUUACGGAAGUGUAUCACAAAUUACGGAAUACGGGUGCGAGAUUCGUCGGAGCAUACUUUUUCCUGCAACCGGUCGUCAUGAUUGUCGAUCUGGAUUUGGCCAAAGAUAUUAUGGUGAAGGAUUUCCAACACUUUCACGAUAGAGGAUUCUACGGGAAUGAAAAGGUGGAUCCACUCUUGGCUCAUCUUUUGGUACUGGAAGGUGAACGUUGGAAGCAUGUUAGAAGUAAACUUACGCCUGCGUUCACUUCCGGUAAGAUGAAACUGAUGUUCUUGACCAUGAUUUCUGUUGGACGUCGUUUGGAGAAUCAGAUGUUGAUUGAGGCAAAUCGUGACAAGGAUGUUGACAUGAAAGAUUUGCUGGCUCGUUUCACCACUGAUGUUAUUGGAAGCUGUGCUUUUGGCUUGGAGUGCAACAGUUUGCAAGAACCCAACGAUCUGUUCCGGGAAAUGGGACGGAAAGCUUUGGAGCCCAGCCUCAGCCGUAGUCUGAAGCGCACGUUUACAAACAGCUGUCGGGGGCUAGCUCACUUUCUGCGCAUCAAAAUGGAGGAUAAGGAAGUCGAUCGAUUCUUCAUGAAAACGGUGCGAGAGACAAUCGAUCAUCGAAAGAAAAAUGGCAUCCAUAGGGACGAUUUCCUUGAUAUUCUCAUUAAUAUGGAAGACGAUGGAUCGAAUCUUGGAGGGUGGAAGUUUCACGAAAUAGUAUCGCAGUGUUUCGCAUUUUUCAUAGCUGGAUUCGAAACUUCGUCGUCUGUAAUGACAUUGUGCCUGUAUGAGCUGGUCAAAAAUCAAGAAAUUCAACAGAAAGUCAGACAAAGCAUCAAUCAAGUGCUAGCAGCCCAUGGUUCAAUGACCUACGAAGCGGUUCAUGAGAUGAAAUAUUUAGAAAACUGUAUAAACGAAACGAUGCGUCGAUAUCCACCGGUGCCAUUGGCAGGACGUAUUGUCACCAAAGACUACCAGAUCCCAGAUACGAACGUUACACUCAAGAAAGGCACCCAAGUUUUCCACUCGAUCUACACGAUUCAUAACGAUCCACACUACUUUCCGGAACCGGAAAAAUUCGAUCCGGACCGUUUCGAAUCGGAAAGUAGAGCCUCCUGGCACCCGCUUCAGUUCAUCCCGUUCGGAGCUGGACCCCGGAAUUGUAUCGCUUUCCGGUUUGGGAUGAUGCAAACGCGAGUGGCUCUAGCGUGUCUGUUGAAGGACUUCCGAUUCACGACAUCCGAACAAACACCCCGAUCCGUCCGGUUUGAUCCCAAACACCGAUUGAUGGGAUUCAUUGGGAAGAUGCGGCUGAACGUUGAAAAGAUUUGAAUAAAUUAAAAAUUUGUGGCAUUGGGUUUUUUCCUAUUCU